Messenger RNA from Homarus americanus (American lobster), 1243 nucleotides. RefSeq names its product basic proline-rich protein-like. NCBI's taxonomy places the organism in Eukaryota, Metazoa, Arthropoda, Malacostraca, Decapoda, Nephropidae. The annotation marks the transcript as partial. The record is from RefSeq and is a predicted model, not a curated record. The transcript has 4 exons.
AGACUUGCCAGAGGCAGUGGCACCCCUCAGGGGCCCUCCCAAGGGCGGCGGAGGCCCCAGGAGCCCUGCCACAGGUUGUGGCACCCUGAGUACCUCUUCCAGGGACUGUGGCGCCCCCAAGGCCCUCCCAGGGACGACAGCGCCCCCUAGGUUCGUCCCAGGUGGCAGUACGCCCCCAGGGGUUCUCCCAAAGGUGGCAAAUCCCCCAGGGGCCCUGCCAUGGGCUGUAGCACCCCCAAGGAAUUUACCAGGAGCUGUCGCGCCCUCAAGGCCCUAUCAGGGGCGGCGGUACCUCCCAGAGCCCUCCCAGGGUGCGGCGCUUUCGGAAGCCUUUGCAGGGGCGGUGGCACCCCCAGAGGCCCUCCUAGGGACCACAGGGGCCCUCCGAGAGACUGUGACAACCCCAGGGGACCUCCCAGGGGGUGCAACGACACCAAGGGCCCUCCCAGAGGCAGUGGCCACCGAAGGGACACUUCCAGGUCGGUGGAGCCCCCCAGAGCCCUCACCUGGGCAAUGGCACCGCCAGGGGCCCUCCCAAGGGCGGCGGAGCCUCCAGGAGCCCUGCCAGGGACUGUGGCACCGUGAGGCCUUCUUCCAGGGAACGUGGUGCCCCGAAGGCCCUCCCAGGGGCGGCGGUGCCCCCCAGGGCCCCCCCAGGGGAAGCAGCGCCCCCCCCCAAGGUUUUUCCAAAGAUGGCAAACCCCCCAGGGGCCCUGCCAGGGGCUGUGGUACCCCAGGGUCUUUUCCAGGAACUGUGGCGCCCCCUAGUCCCUACCAGGGACGGCGGCACCCCCUGGUCCUCUCAGGAUUGAUGAGUGAUAAACUACUGCCACAAGGGGCCCUACAAGAACAGCGCUCCUUUGGGCCCUCCCAUAUGCCCAACCAGGAGACCUUCCAGGGGGUGCAACGACACCAAGGGCCCUCCCAUAGGCAGUGGCCACCAAAGGGACACUUCCAGGUCGGUGGAGCCCCCCAGAGCCCUCACAGGGGCAAUGACACCCCCAGGGGCCCUCCCAAGGGCGGCGUAGCCUCCAGGAGCCCUGCCAGGGACUGUGGCACAGUGAGGCCUUCUUCCAGGGAACGUGGCUCCCCGAAGGCCCUCCCAGGGGCGGCGGUGCUCCCCAGGGUCCUCCCAGGGGAAGCAGCGCCCCCAAAGGUUUCCAAAGAUGGCAAACCCCCCAGAGGCCCUGCCAGGGGCUGUGGUACCCCCAGGGUCUCUUCCAGGAACUGUGGCGCCCCCUAG